Suillus clintonianus is the source of this 1326-nucleotide messenger RNA. RefSeq lists its product as uncharacterized. Bases 1 to 1326 code for a protein of 441 amino acids. Gene Ontology annotation, molecular function: ATP-dependent chromatin remodeler activity; ATP binding. The record is from RefSeq and is a predicted model, not a curated record. Lineage: Eukaryota; Fungi; Basidiomycota; Agaricomycetes; Boletales; Suillaceae. The transcript has 10 exons.
AUGGCCAGCAUCCGCGCCUACCUGAAGAAGUUGGAAUCCUUGGUCAUCCUUCUUAGCGUGUUUAAGGAUAAGGAGACAGUCAAAACGCUCGAAGCAUGUCGUGAACAGAGGUUGGCCACUGAGGAGGAGGUCAAGGAACUUGAACUUCUGAUUGAGACAACGCUGGCUGCGAUGGUGCCACUCGGAGGUGAUGAGGUAGCGGUAGACUUCGAGGAGAAUAUAGAUGUGAACAACUGGAAGAGUGGUGUAGAAGAAUACAACAGGUACAGCGAGGACGACCUUUGGGAGCACCUGGGCCUAUUGGAGAAGAAACUCCCUUUUUCCAGGUGCAAUCUGAUCCCAAUGCCAUCAUUGACCCAUGGAGCGAAGAUGAAACUGGCGCCUCGGUGGCACCAGCUGGUUAGCAUUCUGAGGAUGAUCGACAGGGCAUUGGACUGUGAACCGGGAACACUGCAGGAAGCAUGGCAAGUUCCCUGGAAAAUUUGCUCAACGCCAUCACAAAAAGACUGGCGGCAACAUUCCAGACUUGCCCAUUGUGAUCAUGUGCCCCCCAACUUGCAACAUCAGUGGAUGAGUGAAAUACAACAGUAUCUAAGGCGAGCGACAUUUGAUGUUCUUCCCUACACGGGCAAGUAUGUGACACAGGUACAGUGGUGGACGAUGGCUUGGAGUCAAUGCCAGCAACCUCCGAUACGACACAUCAUCUUGGCCACAACAAAUGCAGUUCAAGACGAUGCAGGGACAAUUGUCAUUCUUCCUAAUACCCUCUUUGGUCAUGAAGACAUCAUGAAUACCGUCCAUGAAGGUCACAUCUUAUGCAAUAUCAACACGGCCCACACUGCAGCCCGAGCACUUCAAGGGAAAUCUCAUUCAAUUGCGAUUAUGACUGCAACACCGGUCACUACAAAACCUGCGGACCUUUGGAAUAUGGGUCUGCUGCUUGGCCUCCAGACAUUCAAGGAUACAGCGCAGCUCAAGACCAUGAAUAGAGAAUUGUCAGCUGCCCAGCGAAGGGAUCGCAAUAAGAUCCUGGGCCUCCCUCCCUAUGACCACAGCCUAAAAAUCAAGCUGCUUGACUGGGAAAUGGAGAAUCUGAGGAAUAUUGCGUGUGGAUACUUGGAUGACUGUCCCAUUGUGGGGAUGAGCAAGAAUUUCUAUGUUGAGUUCAGGCGAUCCAACCUUCAUCUGCAUAUGAACUCAACUAAGGAAUGGUCGUGGACAAAACCAAAAUCAUGGGAAGAAUGGGACACCAGCCCUGACACCAAAAGUAUGAAGUUGGAACGCUUCUCAAAUACCAUCUGGAGUCUGACGGUCAUCAGCCAUUGA